This is a messenger RNA of Mytilinidion resinicola, 1040 nucleotides long. Its product is annotated as NAD(P)-binding protein. The transcript has 2 exons. Lineage: Eukaryota; Fungi; Ascomycota; Dothideomycetes; Mytilinidiales; Mytilinidiaceae. The coding region runs from base 384 to 1040 and encodes 218 amino acids. The record is from RefSeq and is a predicted model, not a curated record.
CCCCACCCAAACUCCAUACAUCCACAGCAAUUGCCCGGUCCGGGGUGCAUAGCACUAUUGGCCGUCUACUCGGCCAUUUCUCCACACACCGGCCUUCUCCCUGAACCACUGGUCACCCCUCCACCGGCCAUCUCCCCAACGCGUCGCGCCCCGCAACGCGGUCUUCACACCUACGGGGCAAAAAAAUGGGCCAAAAGGAUACUCGACGGCAGAUACGACGGAAUCCAACCCCGUGCGUAAAGGUUAGCCAGUCUAAAUAGAUACCAAACAUCGAUUAGUUUCGGGAAGAAAACAAGCCACUUCGACAUCCAAUUCCACAUCACCUACAGUUCCUACUUGCUCCCGUCUCACACAUCUCCAAAUAAACCAGAGCACCUACACAAAUGCCAGCCCAACUCUCUCACCCACGUUGCGCCUACCACAACCGCAACAAUGGGCUCCUUCGAACCCAAUCCCACACCAUCCUCAUAACCGGCGCCGGCGGCUUCAUCGGCCAAGCCCUCGCCGCCGCCCUCCUCGACGCUUCCCCAGCCUGCGACCUCCUCCUCGCCGACCUCGGCUUAGCCGUGAACAUCGAUUCGCGCCGCCUCGUGCUGGACCACCUGCGCGGGCACCAGCUCAGCGAGCGGACGAUCCCCGUGCCGCAAAGCAGCUACGGGGCCGAGAAGCUGGUCGUCGAGACGCUGGUGUCGGACUACUCGCACCGGGGGCUGAUAGACGGGCGCGUCGUGCGGCUGCAGACCGUGAUUGUGCGGCCGGGGGCGCCCUCCGCGGCGGCGUCGUCGUCGUCGUUUGCGUCCGGGAUCGUGCGGGAGCCGUUGAAGGGGGAGAGGAGUGUCUUGCCGGUGGGUAAGGAUCUGGAUGUGUGGGUGUGCUCGCCGAGCACGGUGGUGCGGAAUCUGGUGGCGAUGAAGGAUGUGCCGAAGGAGGCGUUUGGGGUGAAUCGGGGAAGGACGGUGAAUCUGCCGGGUCAGACGGUGAUGGUGGGGCAGAUUUUGGAGGCGUUGGAGGCGGUGGGGGAAAGGAGAAGACGGCGUUGA